GGUUCUAACCCAUAAUACUGUGGCGGGUCAUGGGUCAUGACUUUUAGGCGUCCAACCCAUUGAAUUUCUCCAUUGAAGCGCAGUUGCCGUUCUCCGUUGAAUAUAGUUCUUGUAUCCCCCAUUGAAGCAGCUUCUGAGCUAUAGAUUGAGAAAUAUACGGCUCUCAGCUUGAAGAUUGAGUAUAUAUGACAAUCUAGAUCACAGUAGCAAUGACAGAGUAUUGGGUGAGCCAGGGCAAGCAUUGGUGUGACUUUUGCAAAAUAUUUAUAACAAAUAAUCCAUCAACGAUUAGAAAUCAUGAAAUGGGACAGCGUCAUAAGGAUAGUGUGUCCAAGCGUCUUGUUGAUAUGCGCAAAGAAAAGGCUGCUAAGGAGAAGCAAGAAAAGGAAGAUGCUCGUACAUUGCAGCAAAUCGAAGCUAAAGCUACACGCAGUUAUCAGAAAGAUAUAGCAUCUCAAGAGAGCAAGCAAUCACAAGCCCCUGCUGAUUUUCUUGCCCGUGACACAGCUUGGGAAUACAACAGCGCUACAGGGUACUAUUAUGAUCAACAUACUGGCAUUCAGUAUGAUCCAAAGUCUGGUUUCUACUACAGUGAUGAUCUAGGUAAUUGGGUGACACAAGAAGAGGCAUUUGCAGCUGCUAAGAAAUCUGCUGGUUCUAAACAAAAGGUGCCCUUGAAAAAGCCUUUGGCUGCUUCUACAUCAGGUCAACCUGCUGAAAAGAAAGAGGGUGCACCUGGGCCUGUCGUUUCAGGGUCUAUAAAUCCUACAAGAUCAGUAAAAGGUGCUCAGUCAUCACUUGCAGUUGGAAAGAGGAAGCGGCCUGAAAAGCCAAAGGCCGUAUCUGCUGAAGAAGCAGCUGCACUUAGAGCAAGGGAGGCAGCUAGGAAGAGGGUGGAAGAUAGAGAAAAGAAUAUGCUUGGACUUUAUGGUCAUUGAUAUCACAAAAUAGCUAUAACAAUUGCUUUCCUCAUGUUUAGAAGAAGAGCUCUGUUUUAGAUGGCUAAAGGUCUGGUCUAUUUUUAGAUGGCUAAAGGUAAUUGUCACCAUUGCCUUCUCUGUAUUAUCUCGAUUAUUGACACUUAGCUUGAGAAUCCCAUCAUCUAUUCAUUGAUUGCAUUUGUUGAUAUAUGGCUGGAUGCUUACCUGAAGUUUUUACUCCCUUGCUUGGUGUUGGAUUUGCUUUGCUAAAAGAGUAAACGACCCAGUUGUAAUAUUCAUCAAUCAUUUACUGAAGUAUGCAGUGGCUUUAUUACAGAAUAUACUGUGAAGAAUGAACGCUUGUAAUGUAUGGGGUGAUUAUUUGUGAUUUAUGGCAUGAAGUGUGCAGUGUCCUUCAUGUCAUAUUAUACAAUGGAAAAUUAAAAAUGUCCCAUGCUAUCAGCUGAUACUAUGGUUAUAGGUUGUAGACAGUAAAUUGGCCAGAGGUUUCUACAUUACAUCUACUGUAA
Molecule: messenger RNA, 1450 nt
Organism: Chenopodium quinoa (quinoa)
Lineage: Eukaryota; Viridiplantae; Streptophyta; Magnoliopsida; Caryophyllales; Amaranthaceae
Product: zinc finger protein ZOP1-like
Exons: 6
Coding region: 210-938 (242 amino acids)
Biological process (GO): mRNA splicing, via spliceosome
Cellular component (GO): nucleus; precatalytic spliceosome
Molecular function (GO): RNA binding; zinc ion binding
Source: RefSeq, a predicted model, not a curated record